Molecule: messenger RNA, 6337 nt
Organism: Megalobrama amblycephala (Wuchang bream)
Lineage: Eukaryota; Metazoa; Chordata; Actinopteri; Cypriniformes; Xenocyprididae
Gene: pou3f1
Product: POU class 3 homeobox 1
Exons: 1
Coding region: 3583-4689 (368 amino acids)
Biological process (GO): brain development; regulation of transcription by RNA polymerase II
Cellular component (GO): nucleus
Molecular function (GO): RNA polymerase II cis-regulatory region sequence-specific DNA binding; DNA-binding transcription factor activity, RNA polymerase II-specific
Source: RefSeq, a predicted model, not a curated record
GAUUGAGUCGAUAUGUCAGUACUGUACUGCAUGAGCUUCCUAAAGUUGGGUAAGAAUUAGUUUAGGAGCAAUUUUAUAUCUAUUUUUAAAGUGUCAAAACGGACUUCACUCUCAGUAAACUUUCACUACAAUGACUACCCCUCAUUACAGACCCCAAAAGAGAUUAUUCGUCAUAAUUAGACUAUUUUUCUUGUUUCCAUAUUUAUUAUUUUUUAAUUAUUGUUAAGCCUGCAUGAUACCUGAAUAUUGUAGUGCAUUACACCCUGUUAAGCACGCAGUUAAUACUAUACAAAUAGGCUACUGAAGAAUUGUUUUUAACCCGAUUAUUUCCCCUGUUAUUUUUAUUGCUGGAAUGAAGAUUGCAGCAUUUUAACUUUUUUCUAACUUCUAGUUUGUAUCUGUGUGGUGAUUACACAUUUUUGAGUAUUUUUACUCAAGUGUAUUGACGCAAUAAAAUGAAUAAGCAUGCAGAAAUUUGAAUUUCUACACAGGUUAAUGCUGAUACAGCCGUCAAAUAGAAGAUAAAGGUCAAAACAAUGAAACUUUUUAAUCUCUAAUAUGAAAAUGUUUCAGCAUUUGGCACCCACAGAUAACGCCAUGUAUAUUUGCUGUUUUCUGAACUCUUUCUCCUCUGCACUUUUACGGCCUAUGGUUAAUGGAGGGUUUGACCGACCAGACUCUAAUUAUAUUCAAGUGGAGGGGGUCCCUCGUGCAGAUUAAAGCACGUGACUACAGACGCGUGAAUCGUGAGAAAAGAAGACUAGAGCCCUAGAAACCCAUCUUAUAUUUUUGUGAACGAAAUGUAUGCAAAUUAAACUAUGUUAAUAAAACGUUUCUCUUACAGAGCUACUUGAAAAUCAAGUAAAGCUCAUUUUACAGCAAAUACUUUAAUUUCAUAUUUUAAGUCAAGGCAGUCUGGUUAUAGCUUACAGAAAUCAACUUGUAACAGAUAAGCAGAGAUGAGUAAAACUUUUUCUUAAACUUCGAGCUAUAAAAUUCUGUAAGCAGAUUUAGUACAUCCUGGAUACUCAAAGGCCACGAUUGUUCCCUACUGUCUUUCAUUGCCAUCUUACAAAACAAGGGCUAUUAUUUGUCUUUUCCUGUAUGGCAAAUCAUUCAUCUGCAGGAUCAGUGUGAUCCUUUCAAACCGCUCUCCAUAGCAACGUCGUGCAUCCCAGGAAAAAUUCACCUCGCUCCACACAAGGCCAUAUUCUUUGCGAAGGAAAAAAGAAGCAUCUGGACGCUUUUUGAACCACUUUCUUUCGCUGGCAAACUAAGCGAAGAGUUUGACUGUGCUGCUACUGUGACGCAGCUCUCUGGGCAUAAAUGACCGCUCUUUUUAUAGACUUCCAAAUGAGAGAAACUGUACAGUGAAGCAUCCUCAUUAACUGCGGCUCUUUAGGGGCAGAAACGGCCAUCGAAUUGCAUUCGGGUAUAGGCUACAGCACGCUUUAGAUAAAAAUCCUGUCAAUUGCUUGUCUAUAACUUCGUGUGGGUCACAUAUUAAUUUUCGCCCCAAGUCACACAAAAUAUCUUGGAUUUGUAAUCAUAGCGUGGACGCAGAAACGCCUUGUUUUUCAUUAUAAAGAAACAAUGGUUUAAAAAGUACAGUUGUUUAUAAAUUACAUUCAGACAGUAUAUUCAAAAGUAAAGAAAGAGAAUAGUCUGAUAUAAACGUUUAAAAGCCACUGGAGAGUUUAGAAGAUGUAAAGUUAAAUCAUUCUUAUCAAAAACACAUAUUAGUUUAAAUGUUUUACUUAAGUUAUAAAAAUGAAAAAACUUUGUUCUUAAGAACAUAUAAAGGCUACAAUAGAUAGGCAAUUUCUUUAUAUUACAAUACAGGUGUAAACCACCUGAGAAAAUCGUAUAUAAAAGUAACCGGCAUGUUGUUUAAUUUGGUAUAAAAUCCACUUUAAAUUCAGAUGUACUUUAAAAUAAUGCUGAAAUACACCUUCUGCGAGUGUUAUUGCAUAUGUGAUAAAUAAAUAAAUGGUGGCUUUACAUAACCACGCCUUUGACAGAGUGGUGACGAGCACUUGUGACCCUAAGAACAUCAUUUAGGUUACACUUUCAUGAACGCGCGAAGCUCGUGCAGAUGGACAGAUAGGAAAAGCAGUGUGCAAACUUACCACAGAGAAGCGUUUUGGUUUGACGCCUGAAAUCUCCGCCUGUAACGGCACAUUUCCUCGCAAAAGCCUGUGGAAACACCCCAUAAGAGCAAGACAAACACACAAACACGAACGUGAACUAAAAAAAUACAGUGAGGUAAAUAAUUUAAAUAGAAGUGAUACCAAAAAAAAUCUUCUAAAAAAGCUGUGGUUUUAGAUGGAGUCGAACGUGUGCCUGAUUGCGGAGUUUUAGACGACUGGAACAGGAGAGAUGUAAGAUUUGUUUAAAGCCCCACAUUUCCAUUUAAGAACGUGAUUGUGUUUGCAAAGAUCCCUUUCAAUCUUCGCAUCUCCCCCUCUCUACCCCUCAGCGUCUCCGAGGCUGCUUUGCAAUUCAUAGAAUUGGUAAUUUGCUAUUGGGACAAAACGUGAAGGGAAAAAUAAUCAGAUCAGCCGGGAAAGGAAUACGGAGGAGGCCAGAAGGGAGAAACACUGGAUUUCUCUCUAAGUUACUGUUUAGAAAAAUGCUUCGAGAGAAGAUAUUGUCAACACACCGCAGCUUUAUGUGCACUUUGUAUGUUUGUAAAAAUCUGUUGGCUUAAAUAGGAGUUAUUUAAGUCAAAAAAAUGAAAUUUACUGAUUUGUAAAUGGGAUUUUUUUUUUCACUGAAAUUUACAUUAAACAUUUCAAAUGCGUAUAGCCUAUAAGUUAAAUUAGCCUAAAUAAAAUUAAAUGGAUAGUCUAGUCUAGUAGUCUAGUCUGUUUAUUUACAGGAUUUAUUUACAGGGUCGGCGGUGGAUUGUUUAUGCAUUUAUGCAUAAUGAUGGAGAUUGUCUGAUAUGUUACAGUGUGGGCGGUCUGUAUUUCUGUAUGAUGUUUUAUUAAUUCGAUGCAUGGCUCCGUGACUUGAAUAAUCAUAAAUAAUCGUGCAUGUGGGUAACACUUAAAUGAUAUUGCUAUAUAAACAUCUUUUAAUGUAUCAUACUGAUUUUCAUCUUUCUCGUGGGUGGCUCCUGAGAUACUUUAGAAUACUAAUCUACUUGCAAAGAGGAGCGGUACAGUUACUAAAAGAGGCAAUGCAAGGCGGGUCAUUCUUCCACCCCACCAAAAAGAGUACCACACUCCCCCACGUGGUUAUUUGCAAAACAACCCUCAAAGGCCAGUAAUUUCCUACGGUUUUGCUGCUCACGCUCUCUUGACUAGUGGGGAGAGGAGAAGAAAAGGAAAAAAGAGAAAGCGUCUAGUGAAAGCGGCCAAUUGCGAGUAACUGGGAUCACGGCGCCCGGCAGCCAACCAAGCGGCCCGCGAGAGGUAAUAAGGAAACCUGGUGGGCUGUAGUCGGCGAGGAACCAAUGCACGCGCAGGGGAGGCGUGUCUUAGCUCUUCCCUAAGACCUCCCAGAGCAGGUUGUUGCGUUUUGGGCUCUAAAGCUCAAAGAUCUCCGAAGUGCUUGUCAGUUUUCUAAGUCGGAGCCAUGGCGACAACAGCUCAGUAUAUUCCGCGGAAUAACUCAUUGCCUUCGAACCCGCUAAUGCAUCCGGAUUCGGACAGGAUGCACCAGGGGACGACCUACAGAGAGGUGCAGAAAAUGAUGCACCACGAGUACUUACAAGGGCUAGCGACCAACACGGGACAUCCGAUGAGCCUAACGCACCACCAGUGGCUGCCAACCUCCAACACCGACUGGACCAGCGGCACCCACAUCGGGCAAGCGGAGCACAACAAAGCCAGCGUGCAGAGCAGAGAAGACCUGGGGAACGGCUAUCACAGAUCGCAUCUGGUCCACCAGCCGACGCAAAACAGCCACCACGGAUCAUGGGCGCCGACCACAACGCACCACUUAUCCCCGCUCUCUCCCGCCUCCAACGGUCACCAGUCGCUGGUCUACUCGCAGACAGGCUACACUAUGUUAAGCCCCCAGCCGUCGCUGCACCACGGCUUGCGGGACCCGCUCCACGAUGACGCGGGUAGCCAUGACAACCAGAUGGAGUCGCCUCAGCAGCCGUUCAGCCACCACCAGGACCACUCGGACGAAGACGCCCCCAGCUCCGACGACCUGGAGCAGUUCGCCAAACAGUUCAAGCAGAGGCGCAUCAAACUUGGUUUUACGCAGGCGGACGUGGGCUUGGCGCUGGGCACGCUCUACGGAAACGUCUUUUCCCAGACCACCAUCUGUAGAUUUGAGGCUCUGCAACUGAGUUUCAAGAACAUGUGCAAACUUAAACCUCUGCUUAACAAAUGGCUCGAGGAGACAGAUUCAAACACUGGCAGCCCCACGAAUUUGGACAAGAUUGCAGCACAGGGCCGGAAACGAAAGAAGAGGACCUCCAUCGAAGUCGGAGUGAAAGGGGCACUGGAAAACCAUUUCUUAAAGUGCCCCAAGCCCUCCGCCCACGAAAUCACCACUUUAGCUGGCACUCUGCAGUUGGAAAAAGAGGUUGUGCGUGUGUGGUUUUGCAACAGAAGACAGAAAGAGAAAAGAAUGACACCGGUGGGGGUCCCUCAUCCGACCAUGGAGGACGUAUACUCACAAGCGGAGACACCCCCUCUCCACCACACACUACAGAGUCCUGUCCAGUGACUGCUAUCAUAAACAGUGUCCUUGUUUGAAAAGAAACUACAAUGGAUUUUGUUUAUCCCCUUUGUUUGUCCCAAGAGAUCAGAGACAGAAAGUUUGGGAAGAGUUCGCUGACAGUGACCGGACAGCUUACGGGGCGCCACUAAUUCUGAAUAACGUGAAAAUGCAUUAAGUACCGCGCCAGCUUCGCGUGCAUUUAUCAAAUCAGUACCAGUGUUUACGAAAAUUGUAUCGUUUGUGCCACUCUGGAAAAAUUCGAUUCUUUCACCGCCGAUAAAAGGGAGCUACGAGCCACAAAAAGGGGCAAUGUCUCCUUGGACAAAGGAGAAUGGACAGUGAUUUUCUUAAAGCGAUUAACCAGAUUAAUUAUUACAAUGAUUAUCUGUAUUAUUUGUGUUGUUUACUUUAUUUCGAAUGUUUUAACGCUACGAUCUUUUCUUUUUCCUGUCUAGCGAGUAUUUUACUAUCAUUUCAACUAAGACAGAUGAAAUUCGUGAUGGAAAGAACAGGCACUUGGUCAAAACCUUCAAUACAAACAAGUGCACCAGGAACUGUUUACAAUGAUCAUUUCUAAGCACCUGAUACCGUCUAAAGAUGCAGAGACGUUAAAAUGGCAACAUGAAUACACUGUCUGAAACAAUAUUUAGUCAUUUUGAGUUCUACUGCUCUCAUUUUUUUCCUCUUUGCAUGAGGCACUUAUAAUGUUAUUUUUAUUUUUUUUCAUGUUUGUUUGUUUUGUUUGUUUUUUGUUUGUUUUUUACAAUGUAUUUGUUCGAGGUAUACGACAUUAAUGCUUUACUUGUUUACAAUUUUCUUUCCCAAUUUCGCGUUAUUUUGAACCGGCACUAUUUCCUAAGUCUGCUCCAGCUAAACAUAUUGAGAGUGAUGAGUCAAAAUGAAAAAGAAAGAAAUAUCUCAGGUAAUUUUCAGUGCCCAAAAAUCGUGCUGUACUCUUGGUUCUUCUUGAAUAUUGGCCAACUCUUGACACUCUCUAUGUCAGCUGUGCCCGUUUAGUUUAUGUUUCUUACAUUUUACAUCCUAUUCAUGAGCCUGGACACGGAGAAAAGUAGUUGUUUUAGUGAAUAAGGGAUGUGUUUUCGGGACUUCUUUUUAGGAUUUGGGUAAAAAAAAAAAAAAAAAAAAAUAGGAGGCUGGUAACGUUUCGUGUCGUUUCUCAAGGUCUGGCAUUUUUCAUUGGACAGCAGGUGUUCAUUUUGUUAUUUGAACAGUGUGAAUAUACAACCUUUUCCAAAAAAGUAAUAAAAAUAAAAAUAAAUUACGAGAGAAAAGAUUUUAAAUAAAUAGUUGUCAGGAUUAUUUCCAAUAUGUAAAUAUGUCGAAUAUGUAAACAUAUGUAUUUGUUCUGGGUUCGUUUUGUUUUGUUUUGUUUUCCGGGCAGUUUUGUACACUUACUAAUUCCAAGAAGAUAUUUUAAUAUUUCAUUUAUGACCAUUUAUAUAUCUAUAUAUUUAUUUCCUAAGUGUGUUUGGAGAUUUUUUUGUUCGGCUCUGUUUAUUAUGUUGCAGUGGAUUACAAAUGUUUUGUUUACUACAUUGGUUGUAUGUUGAUUGCGAAAUGUAGACUGCAAAGUCACGUUUAUAUUUAUGUUAUAGUAAUAUUUUAUUACUUACAUAAAACAUAUAUACAAGAA